AUUGCCACUUGAACUUUCCUACGACUCUCUCUCUAUUCAUCAUGCUUCAGGUCUCAGCGCGGGAUCACCUCAACCCGGCCUCCACCAAGGCUGUAAUCUUGGUGGGAGGCCCUUCGCGAGGCACUCGUUUCCGUCCAUUGUCGCUUGAUGUGCCCAAGCCCCUGUUCGAAGUCGCCGGCCACCCCAUCAUCCACCACUGCCUCAAGGCGCUCGCCAAGGUCCCCGAUGUUCGCGAAGUCCUCCUGGUCGGAUACUAUGAUGAGACGGUGCUGCGGGACUUCAUCAAGGACGCCACGAAGGAGUUCCCUCAGUUCCGCAUUCAGUACCUUCGGGAAUACACAGCGUUAGGCACUGCAGGUGGCCUGUACCACUUCCGCGAUGCGAUCCUCAAGGGCAAGCCGGAGCGCUGCUUUGUGCUGAACGCAGACGUCUGCUGCUCUUUUCCUCUGGGCGAGAUGCUGCGACUAUUCGAGGAGAGGGAUGCGGAGGCGGUCAUUCUGGGCACACGGGUGGACAACGACGCCGCCACCAACUUUGGCUGCAUCGUGUCCGACUCGCACACCAAGCGUGUGCUCCACUACGUCGAGAAGCCCGAGUCGCACAUCUCUAAUCUGAUUAACUGCGGCGUCUACCUGUUCGCCACUGAGUGCAUCUUCCCCGCCAUCCGCAGUGCCAUCAAGCGCCGUACCACCCGCCCUCGCAUGCUCUCUUACCCCUCCUCCGACAACCUCGAGUCUUCUUUCGUUGCGACUGGCGAUGACGAGGAUGGGGAGAAGAGCGAGGUCCUCCGCCUCGAGCAGGACAUUCUCUCCGAUCUGGCUGACAGCAACCGGUUCUUCGUGCACGAGACUAAAGACUUCUGGCGCCAGAUCAAGUCCGCGGGCUCGGCUGUCCCUGCCAACGCUCUUUACCUUCAGAAGGCCUUCCAGGCUGAGUCGGAGGAGCUGAUGGCGCCUUCUGCCACCAUUGUGCCCCCGGUUUACAUCCAUCCCACUGCCCAGGUCGAUCCUACUGCCAAGCUGGGCCCCAAUGUUUCCAUUGGUCCCCGCGCCGUGGUCGGUGCCGGUGUUCGUAUCAAGGACGCGAUUGUUCUUGAGGAUGUAGAGAUCCGCCACGAUGCCUGUGUCAUGCACUCCAUCAUCGGAUGGAGCAGCCGGGUAGGUGCGUGGGCUCGUGUGGAGGGUACCCCGAUCCCUAUCAAUAGCCACUCCACCAGCAUCAUCAAGCAGGGCAUCAAGGUCCAGAGCAUCACCAUUCUGGGCAAGGAGUGUGGAGUUGGUGACGAGGUCCGCAUUCAAAACUGUGUCUGCCUUCCCUACAAGGAGCUCAAACGGGACGUUGCGAAUGAGGUUAUCAUGUAA
Penicillium cinerascens is the source of this 1361-nucleotide messenger RNA. RefSeq names its product mannose-1-phosphate guanylyltransferase. Bases 42 to 1361 code for a protein of 439 amino acids. The transcript is spliced from 4 exons. Gene Ontology annotation, cellular component: cytoplasm. Gene Ontology annotation, biological process: biosynthetic process. Gene Ontology annotation, molecular function: transferase activity. Lineage: Eukaryota; Fungi; Ascomycota; Eurotiomycetes; Eurotiales; Aspergillaceae. The record is from RefSeq and is a predicted model, not a curated record.